Molecule: messenger RNA, 1669 nt
Organism: Ylistrum balloti
Lineage: Eukaryota; Metazoa; Mollusca; Bivalvia; Pectinida; Pectinidae
Product: stomatin-like protein stl-1
Exons: 11
Coding region: 84-1160 (358 amino acids)
Cellular component (GO): membrane
Source: RefSeq, a predicted model, not a curated record
GGCACACAUGGAUCUGCUUUCGUAACACUUGAAGAGGUUACAUCAGUUUAUCAACGAGUCACAGUUUGUUCAAAUUAUCAAAGAUGCUUCGAAUACCACGGAACGGCCUGGUACGACUUGUAUCUCGAGAUAUAUACCACCAACAGAAGAGAUUUCAAGGAGCCAGACCUAAUUUUGGAGUGAUAUUUGUUCCCCAACAAGAGGCAUGGAUUGUAGAACGUUUUGGAAAAUUUUUCAAAACUAUGAAUCCGGGACUGAAUUUACUAAUUCCUAUCAUAGACACAAUCAAACAUGUUCAAAUUCUCAAGGAAAUGCCCAUAGAAGUUCCAAAACAGUCUGCAAUUACUGCAGAUAAUGUUGUAUUAAGUUUGGAUGGUGUAUUGUAUGUCAGAGUGAUGGACCCUUAUAAGGCAAGUUAUGGUGUGGAAGAUGUAGAAUUUGCUGUCACACAAUUGGCACAGACCACUAUGAGAUCAGAAAUUGGUAAAAUUUCCUUGGAUCAGAUUUUCAGAGAAAGAGAAUCACUGAAUGUGGCAAUUGUCGCUGCAAUAAACAAAGCUGCAGAGGACUGGGGUAUCAGAUGUCUACGUUAUGAAAUCAGAGAUAUUAAGCCACCUACUAAGAUCCAGGAAGCUAUGCAGAUGAUGGUGGAAGCAGAGAGAAAAAAGCGAGCAGCUAUUUUAGAGUCAGAAGGUGUGAAGCAGUCAGAAAUAAACAUAGCAGAGGGUAAAAAACAGGCAACAAUAUUAACCUCAGAAGCCUUCAAAAUAGAACAAAUCAACACUGCUGAAGGUGAGGCUGAGGCAUUGAAAGCUAAAGCUAACGCUAAGGCUGAGGCUAUACGAAUGGUGUCCACAGCCAUCAGUCAACAGAAUGGUAAAAAUGCAGUAUCCUACAACGUAGCAGAACAAUACGUGGCUGCCUUCAGUAAUCUGGCCAAAACCGGCAACACUGUCAUCCUUCCUGCUAAUACCGGGGAUGUCUCUAGCAUGGUAGCCCAGGCCAUGUCUAUCUACCAGAACUUGUCUACUGAAAGUCAAAGUGCACCAGAGCAGUCUACUGAAAAUCAAAGCGCACCAGAGCUGCCGAAACUUGAUUCUGUUGAGCCUGAAGUACAUACAGAUAUGUCUGACCAUGACAUUCAUGAUGAUAGCAAAUGAUGGAUCAGGAUAUGUUAAGGAUAAUAGUUACUAAGGAGAUUUGAUUGGCCCAUAUGAUUGGGGUAUCUGUUACUAUGGUGAGGGCCAUCUUCAGGAUAAUGUUGUCUUAUUCAGGAUAAUUCCUUUGUUUUCAGUGUGGAAAGAUUGUUUAAUUUAAAAAUUUUUUAAUCUGGAGAUCACUGAAAAUGAAAAAUCUUGAAAAGAAACUACAUUUAAUGAGUUCCUGCAUGCUAUGAUACUGACUAGUAGAAGCAUGACAUGUUACUUAAUGUUCAAGGUUAAUGAAAGAGUGUCUGGUGUAACAGAGGGUAAAAACAUUUGGAAAAUCUGUGUUUUUCUGUAGUGUUUGUAACAGCUGCCACUGCUUUCACAGUACUAUGAGAAUGGCAUCAUGCCACAUCUGUAACCUUGAGAAUCAACAUUACAAAAUUUACACUGGAAGUGUUGUGUACUGAAAUCUGUGACAGUCAGCAUUGUGAUAUUUCAAAUAAAUUAUAUUGCACAACCAA